GAAUCCAGGCUUACCCGAGCUCCAGCUGGACACUAAUGAGAGAAGGAAGGCAACCAUAGAAGAAGCAUCAUGCCUGGCUUGAUCAACAAGGGGAAAAGGACUGCCCUGCCACUCUGUGUCUCGGAAAUCACUUCCUGUGUCAGAGGUUACACGCUGGCAAUGACGGUUUCCAUGAGUUACAACAACAUCGAGGACCAUCCCAUUGAAGGUAUCUUCAUUUACCCAUUGGAUGAGUGUACCACAAUGGUGGGCUUUGAAGCCAUGGUGUCCAAUCGAAUCAUCACAGUGCAGAUCAGAGACAAGGCCAAGAUUGACGACAGCUAUUUCGACUGCUGUUCAGUGGCCAAUGGAGCCUUCCAGACCGGCAGUGGUCAUAUUGUGCUGGACGAGGACCUGGAGAGGACUGUGCUAGUGGUCAACCUUGGGGUCAUCCCCCCUCUUGAGACCGUCACGGUGCUGGUCAGCACAUCCUCAGAGCUGACCACCCUUCCCAAUGGGGCUGUCAAGGUCACCUCCCCUACGGUCUGUACCCCAAAAGUCCAGAGGUCUGUCAACGAGGAACAAGGCUUCUCCCCAAACCUGGCCAGAGUGAAAGACAGGCACCACUGUGCCUUGGGUCCACAUGACCAGGGCUCCACCAAUAGCCAGCUGUGCCUGGCCUGGCUUCUUGAAGAGGAGCCUAUCAACUCAAUCGACUACGAGUUUAACUUCCAGCUGGAGAUCCGGGGCCCCUACCUCCUGGCAGGUGUGGAGAGCCCCACGCAUGCCAUCCGGGCCGAUGCUGACCCCUCUGCCCGCUCCGCCACCACCGUCGUCAUCACGCUGGCUGACAAGUACACCUAUGACUGCCCCGUCGAAAUCCUCAUCUACCCAAGCGAGCCACACAUGCCACACAUCCUCAUCGAGGACGGAGACAUGACAGCCGAGGAGUACGAGGAGCACCUCAAGGGGAGGAGCGAUUACAUCAGGGGGACGAGGAGGGACCCCAGUGACGAGAAGAAAGUGGAGAUCAUACGCAAGCGGCUCCACAAGGACAUGCUCCACAACCCUGUGGUCAUGCUCAACUUCUGCCCUGACCUGAAAGCCUUGACCUCUGACCUGAGGCGCGUCCAGGGGGAGUUCAUCUUCCUCAUUGACCGCAGCGGGAGCAUGAGCGGUGUCAACAUCAGUCGAGUUAAGGAAGCCAUGGUGGUGAUCUUGAAGAGCCUGGUCCCAGCCUGCCUGUUCAAUAUCAUCGGCUUUGGUUCCACAUUCAAAACGCUGUUUCCUUCCAGUCAGAGUUAUGGUGAGGAAACCCUGGCUUCAGCUUGUGAGCACAUUAAGAAGAUCAGAGCCGACAUGGGCGGCACCAACAUCCUGGCGCCGCUGAACUGGAUCCUGCAGCAGCCCCUGUACCGGGGUCACCCCCGGCUGCUCUUCCUGCUCACCGAUGGCGCUGUCAGCAACACGGGGAAGGUCAUUGAGCUGGUCCGCAGCCAUGCCCGUUUCACCAGGUGUUACACUUUUGGGAUUGGCCAGAAUGCCUGCAGGAGGCUUGUGAUUGGUCUUUCCACUGUCUCCAAAGGCACUGCUGAGUUUUUGGCAGAGGGCGAGAGACUGCAGCCCAAGAUGAUCAAAUCCCUCAAGAAGUCUAUGGCCCCAGUUCUAAGCGACAUUGCCAUCGAAUGGCUAUUUCCUGAAACAAAGGAGGUGUUACUUUCCCCAGUGGGGUCUACCUACCUGUUUCCUGGAGACUGUCUGAUUGGCUACAGUGUGGUCUGCGACACGGCACGCUACCACGCCAACCCUAAGUCUGACAAGAGGAGACGGUACAGGAUGAUGCGCUCAAAUGACUCCACCAGCUCCGUGUUCUACCAGUCCCAAGAAGAGGACCAUGGGAAAUCAGCCCCUGAGAGCUGGGCCGCGACGACAGAAGGUGUGGUCACACCCAUUUAUGACACGUACCAGGAGAUGGCGUCAGAGAGAAACCGUGCCCCAGCAGAGCAGGAUGUCAUGGAGUGCAAGACUUCAAGAAGGCGGGCAUACAGCACCAACCAAAUUGUGGACUAUAACCUCAUGAAGAGGGCGUACACCCCCAGCGACCCCAACUCAGCAGCAGGGAAGUACAGCCUGAGGAGAGCCAAUGUUCAGGACCCCAGCAGCCACCCUGGCCCCCACCACGGAGCCCAGUGGUCCACUGACUACCAGCCGCAACUGGCGAGCCUGUGCGCUGCGUCGUCCAGGUCCCGUACCCCUGCCACACAGAGGGCGUCUCACGAUUGGGAAGUGGAAGCCCCCCCGUCGGGCACCGGUGUGCAGGCUGAGGCCCGCAGCAGAGCCACAAUGGACCGAUGCAGGUUUACUACCGACACCCCCUCUGUCAGCAGCUGUGGGGAGCCAGAGGGAUACACCCAUCAGCUCUGUGAAGUAGAAACGCCCUUGGAGCCAUUUCCCCCUGAUUCGAACGCAGCCAAUCUCGACGACCGCAGCUGCAAGGCCGUGAUCACGGGGCUGCUGUGCGGAAAGCCGGUGAAGUGGGAGGUGGCGUUUGACUUGGAGCCCUGCCUGAGGGGGAGAGAGCGGGAGGAGAAGGUACACGAGGACCUGUGGAACGAGACCUUCCACCACCUGGCGGCGCGUUCCAUCAUCCAAGACUUCGAGCAGAUGGCUGAGAAGGAGUGUGAGAUCGAGCAUGGCUCUGGUAGGAGGUACCAGCUUUAUGCCAUUCACACCAGCAAAGCCUGCAACAUUCUCAGCAAAUACACGGCAUUUGUGCCCAUAGAUCUGGAUACCAACGAAUACUUACAGACCGGUAUUGAGUACACAAGCCCAGGGGAAGCACUGAGGCAGGGCAGCCACACGGGCUCGCGCUCGGGAAGCCGAAAGCACCGGGGGUACUCCAUCGGACUGGGGCGCUCCCAGUCUGUCUGCACGUCAGAAGGAGCCGAGGACAGCCCCCUGCCUAUGAAUGUUGAAGAUGGAAUGUCACCCUGUAGCACUCCCUCAUCGUCGGGCUGGGAGCGAUGCAGCUUUCCUGAAGCUCCCCAGCGGAGCCCCUCCAUGGCCUCAGAGCAUUCACAGAGAUCAGUGGAGACCCUCUUCUCUGCCAGACUGAGUCUAACCAGGACACGACUGCUGACUCGGGCCGCCAGAGGGUUCAUGUGUCGGUCACCCAGUAAAGCGAGUGAGUCCGCGGGCGAAGGUGAGGCUGACAACAACGAUUACAUUCCCCUGGUGUCCCUGCAGUUGGCCUGCGGGGCCUUUGCUCUUAACAGUGCCCUUUGCGAAACCAUCAAUGUGCCCAUGGAUAAGCUGAAGUGGACCUCCCCUUUCACCAGCCACCGGGUCAGCCUCACACACGGGUCUCACUCUGGCGGGCACAAGACGGAGGGUCAUGAUGACAGUGGGACAGCCGGGUCACCGUUCAGGGCCCCCACAAGGGAGGAGCUGGGGGCCACCCCAAGCCCUGCCCUUCCCUCCAGGAGUCCCCAGACCGAGGGUGAGCUGGCAGCCCCUUUCCAUGGGUACCCUGUCGAGCCCCCCCACUCCCCCGCCAACUCGCAGACGGACAGUGGGCGGGGGUCAGAGUCGGAGGGCACAGAGACCCCCCCGGCCCUGUCCUGCCCACAGGGAUACCCUGAGCAGGAGGGGAUGAUCUGGGCCACCGCGGUGGCACUAGCCUGGCUGGAGCACAGCUCCGCCGACUACUUCAUCGAGUGGGAGCUGAUCGCCGCCAAGGCCAGCAUGUGGCUGAGCGCCCAGGCCAUUCCGGAGGGCCGCGACCUGGCCGCCAUCAAGACCGCCGCCAACCAGCUCUUCGUCAUCCUCAGGCACUGGGAUGAGAACCUGCAACUCAACAUGCUGUGCUACAACCCCAACAGCGUCUGA
Messenger RNA from Megalops cyprinoides (Indo-Pacific tarpon), 3867 nucleotides. Its product is annotated as von Willebrand factor A domain-containing protein 5B1-like. The record is from RefSeq and is a predicted model, not a curated record. The transcript has 22 exons. Bases 70 to 3867 code for a protein of 1265 amino acids. NCBI's taxonomy places the organism in Eukaryota, Metazoa, Chordata, Actinopteri, Elopiformes, Megalopidae.